Molecule: messenger RNA, 3386 nt
Organism: Bufo bufo (common toad)
Lineage: Eukaryota; Metazoa; Chordata; Amphibia; Anura; Bufonidae
Gene: MNT
Product: MAX network transcriptional repressor
Exons: 6
Coding region: 404-2131 (575 amino acids)
Biological process (GO): regulation of transcription by RNA polymerase II
Molecular function (GO): RNA polymerase II cis-regulatory region sequence-specific DNA binding; DNA-binding transcription factor activity, RNA polymerase II-specific; protein dimerization activity
Source: RefSeq, a predicted model, not a curated record
UGGCAUGUAUUUGUGUGGAUGAUUUAGCCGCUUUAGGAAGUGACCAGCAGAACUGGGAAGUCCUGGGAGUACAGGAGGCAGAGUCUGACAUGACAGGCUGGAUGCAUAAUGAGGACCCUCCCCUCCCGGCUCCAGUCUCCGGGUUUUCCCUGCCGCCGGUAGUAGCUCACAGCUCUGUGAGUCCCUUUUUUUCUUGUUGUGUUUCUGUUACUCAUCGCCAUCUUGUUGCAGCCCUUUUCUUGUCUGGACGAUCAGUGGGGGGAUCGGGGUGACAUCUCAGCCGUGGGGCCGCCUUGUAUGUGGGAUUGGGGAUCGGCUCGGCCAGUGGUGGAGGGUGAGGACGCUCGGCACAGCCCCUGUAUGUGUGACUGAUUCCUGGAGGCAGAGAAGACUUGCUGGAGACAUGAGCCUGGAGACACUACUGCAGGCAGCCCUGUUCCUGGAAUGGCAAGCCCAGCAGCAGCAGCAGCAGAGUACACGUGAGGGAAAUGAUAAUAUUGUGCUGGAACAGGAGGAAGAGGAGGAAGAAGAGGAAAAAGAGAAAGAAAAGCAAAUCAUUUCUCGAAAAGAAGAACUGGUAAACCAGGCCCCCCCUGAUCCUGCUUCUCCACCAGCGCCUGCACCUCCUCCACCCCCACCUCCUCCUCUACCUACUCCAGUAACAGUCAUCCCCCUUUCUGUGGUAACCAGCACUCCUCAACCAGUAGUCCAAACAUCUUUGUCACCUCCUGUUGUUCAGCGCCAGCCAGCUGUCGUCAACCCACCUGUUAUCAACAAAGAUGUAUCCCUGGCUCCAGUCAUCCAGAGACCACAAGGCCCUGGACUACCAGAGAUCAAGUCUUCACCUUUGAGUGUAGGAAGUCCGAAGCAGUUGCACCCUUACCCAACCCCAAUGCUGGCAAUAACACACCACCACAUUGUGCAGCAGCAACAACAUCAGCAACCUAUACAGCCCCAGCCAACAGCCCUACAGCACCCACAGCAGCAGCCUCCAGCACAACCCUUGGGUGCUCUUAGACUAUCUUCAGCAGAUGAUGGAAGGCCAAAUGAGCAGAGAAGGCGACCUGGAGGGGCUGGCACUCGGGAAGUUCAUAAUAAAUUGGAGAAAAACAGACGAGCGCAUCUUAAGGAAUGUUUUGAGACGCUAAAAAGGAACAUCCCAAAUGUAGAUGACAAGAAGACUUCCAACCUCAGCGUGUUAAGAAGUGCUCUCCGAUACAUUCAGAGUCUGAAAAGGAAAGAAAAGGAUUAUGAGCAUGAAAUGGAACGUCUGGCGAGGGAGAAAAUAGCCACACAGCAGCGGCUGGCCGACUUGAAGAAUGAACUCAGCCAAUGGAUGGAUAUUAUGGAGAUUGACCGAAUUGUACGCCAGAAUGUUCAACCAGAGGAUGACCAGGCUUCUACCUCAACGGCUUCAGAGGGUGAAGACAACAUUGAUGAGGACAUGGAUGAUGAUAGACCUAUUAACGCCUUACAGAAACGUCAACAGCUAGAGCUUUUGAAGAUGGUACCGUCCAACGCAGCUUCCCUCAACCAUCAUUCCACUGUUCUGCCUCAGCACGUCUCCAUUCAACAGAAGCAAGUCCCCUCUCCCCACGCACAGCCUCUCUCCAGCCAAGCACUGAUCCCACCUCAGGCAAUGGUGCCAGCACAGACUCAUAUUGUUGCUGCUUCAACGGUGCAGUCAACUGUGAUUGCCCACACGGCCACCACUCAUGCCUCUGUCAUCCAGACUCUCAACCAUGUCAUCCCAGGGCCUCAGACAAAGCACAUUGCUCAUAUUGCACCUUCCACGUCAAGCCCUGUACAGCUAACCACUGCUGCUCAGCCAAUCGGCCACAUCACUGUGCACCCAGCCGCCAUUAAUCAUAUGACCCAUCUUGGCUCGCAGUUACCCAUCUACCCCCAGUCUGUUGCAGUAAGUCAGCCCAUGAUGAGCCACAUUGCUCACACCAUUUCCCACCCACAAGUAAAUGGAACCACAAACCUGGGUCAGCCUACCGUCAUGGCAAAGCCAACUGUAGGUACCCAGGUGGUCCACCAUCCCCAAUUAGUUGGGCAAACUGUCCUGAACCCGGUGACUAUGGUAACCAUGCCAUCAUUCCCUGUCAGCACUUUGAAGCUAGCCUAAAACACUCUAAAAAUCUAAGAAUUAAUUAAAUAAAUUAUCCACCGGACAUCUGAAACUCCAUACAUUCCUAUCCAGUCAUGUUCCAAGGAAGACGAGACACUUCUUGACAAAGGUUCCAAUCCACAUAUUUUUUAAUUGGCUUUGGAAAAGACAUCAUGCGUUAUGAGAUAGACCUAUGUAUGACAAACCACCAAGGGCCCAAUGUGCUGGAAUUUGACCAUUCUCAUUUGUUUCAGUGACUGUCACUCAUGAUGACUUUUUAUUUACUCCUACCAAUAAUCAGUGAAUAGAAAAUGAGACUUUAAUUUUUACCUUCUACUCCACUCACACUUAUUUUAUUCAGUUUUUUUUUUUGUUUUUUUUUAAAUGUGUAUCUGUAACAUACAAAACUUAUGACCUCUUUCUAAUAUAAGCGAUUACGUUGAAAAUAAUAAGCAUCAUGUUGAUUUAUAAUGUCAUUGAGGUGACUGGUGCAGAACGUAUACACUAAUAAAAGAACAAAAAUACCACUUAAUUUGUUGGUAGCGUAAGAGAAAGAAAAAAAAAUUUUAGAUCAUGGCAUUCCUAAUACUUGGAUCGGUGAUCACAACAUACACAGUAAAAAUUCUUGGAAAGGGGGUAAUGAGUUUUCUGUAGGUAAUUUGAACGGGGUUCUUAUUUUUGUCUUCAAACUCUAAAAAAAAUCGGGCUGAACCCACCAUCUGCAGAUUAUUUUUCUCUAUCUGUUCCUGAUCAUUUGAUUUUAAGCAAUAGGUGUUAUCCCACAAAAACUAUGAGACUCUGUGGAUAGGUGAUAAAUAUCUGUCCUGAGAAUGAAGGGUCCCAGGGUCCGCUAUCUGAAUGGAGAAUGUAGGUCCACGCUGUCUGUCAGUCCCAUAGAAGUGAAUGGAGCAGUGGAUGGACAUGCACACUUCCACUCCAUUCAGAGAGGGAGCUUAGGAACUCCUUGUUCUGGGGAUCAUGGAGGGUUCCAGCGGUCAUAGCAUUUCCCCCCUCAAAUACUUUUCAAGGGAUAACCUGUUAAAUAGGAAAAUAGGACUUUAAGUGAAUCUGGUUAAUAUGUCAAUAAUAGAUAAAGAAAAGCAUGGUGUAAAUACUGCUAAGGGUCCAUUUGCACGCCCAUAAUUCUGGGUCUGCAGCCGUUCCUUAAUUUUGUGGAACGGGUGCGGACCCAUUAAUUUCAAUGGUGCCACAAAAGAUACGGACAGCACACCGUGUGCUAUCCGCAUCCGUAGUUCCAUUCCGUGGCCCCGCA